AUGCCGGUUGGUUUGAGUGCCCCCUCUCUACCCAGCUACGGGGGAACACUAAAACUCUCCGCUCCUCCCGCUGACCGAAAUUUCCCUGUCCUGCCUCUCCGCACGCGAACCCGUGGCCCCGCAUACACCCUUCCCGCACUCCCUCCCGGCACCCUGGAGUCAAACAUUGACCCGGACAGCGAAUCAUACGACUGCCUCGAUGAAAUUCUCUCCCUAUACCGCGCAAAUACCUUCUUCCGAAAUUUCGAAAUCAAGGGGCCCGCGGAUCGCAUGCUGAUAUACGGCAUCCUGUUUGUCAGCGAAUGCCUUACUAAAGUUAAACCGGGCAUGCCUGCCAGAGAAGCGGAAAAGGUCCUCAUCAACACGUCUCUCGAUCACUUUGCAAUCCCCGGAGAUGCCUCUUUCCCGCUGAACCAGGCCUUCGAACCACCUCGCGAUCGCCAGGAUGCAGAGGCAUUAAGACAAUACAUCUCUCAGGUUCGACAAGAACUCGCCAUUCGAUUACAUGCCCGCUUAUACCCCGAAGGAGUUGGUCCGUCAAAGUGGUGGCUCGCUUUUGCCAAACGAAAGUUUAUGGGCAAGCAGCUAUGA
This is a messenger RNA of Paracoccidioides brasiliensis Pb18, 591 nucleotides long. RefSeq lists its product as uncharacterized. The transcript has 5 exons. Gene Ontology annotation, molecular function: actin filament binding. Gene Ontology annotation, cellular component: Arp2/3 protein complex; cytoskeleton. Gene Ontology annotation, biological process: Arp2/3 complex-mediated actin nucleation; regulation of actin filament polymerization. The coding region runs from base 1 to 591 and encodes 196 amino acids. The record is from RefSeq and is a predicted model, not a curated record.